Molecule: messenger RNA, 2397 nt
Organism: Cornus florida
Lineage: Eukaryota; Viridiplantae; Streptophyta; Magnoliopsida; Cornales; Cornaceae
Exons: 4
Coding region: 1-2325 (774 amino acids)
Molecular function (GO): protein dimerization activity; DNA binding
Source: RefSeq, a predicted model, not a curated record
AUGCCUAGUGAAGGUUCAAGAAAGGAUCCGGCAUGGAAUUACUCACAUUUGGAGAAUCCGAAAGAUACAAAUGCUGUCACUUGUAACUUCUGUGCAAAAGUUACAAAAGGAGGUAUUUAUCGGGCUAAGCAACACUUAGCUGGAGGAUAUAGAAAUGUGAGUGCAUGCACAAGAUGCCCAUCUGGUGUUAGAGAAGAAAUCAAAGAGUACAUGAGUAAGAAAAAGGAAGAAAAAGAACAAAUGAAUUUGUUACCUAGUGAUGAGAUUAAUUUCAUUGAUGGAGAGGAUGAGGAUGAUGUCAUGAAAGUUAGCAAUCGGGGAAAAAGGGUAGCUAGUGCAGGCAGUGCUAGAGUCAAUUCCUCAAAGAUGCAAAAGCAAAAGGGACCGAUUGAUUUAUAUUUCACUCCCAGACUGGAAAUUGUGGUACAAAAAAGAAAGGAGGGGGGAAAACAAACAGCCAUUAAUGAUGCAUGCAAGAAAGAGUUGAGAGGAAGAGCGUGUGCUGCUUUUGCAAGGUGGAUGUAUGAUGCAGGAAUUGCAUUCAAUGCUGUUAAGUAUGAUAGCUUUGCCGAGGUUGUUGAAGCAAUUGGACAAUAUGGUCCUGGCAUGAAACCACCUAGUUAUCAUGAGGUGAGAGUUCCUUUGCUUAGGAAGGAAUUGGAUAAUACCAAUGCUUUGAUGAAUGACCAUAGGGAGGAGUGGUCAAAAUUUGGAUGCUCAUUAAUGGCAGAUGGGUGGACAGACAAGAGAGGGAGAACAUUGCUUAAUUUCCUAGUAAAUAGUCCAAGGGGAACCAUGUUUAUUGAGUCGAUAGAUACUUCUUCUUUUUCAAAGGAUGGUGACAAGAUGUUUAACUUACUUAAUAAAUUUGUGAACCGCAUUGGAGUAGCAAAUGUCAUCCAAGUCGUCACAGAUAGUGAGUCAAGCAAUAAGUAUGCCGGGAGAAUGUUAGAGAAAGAACACCCACAUUUGUAUUGGACCCCAUGUGCUGCUCAUUGCUUAGACUUGAUGUUGGAAGACAUUGGGAAAAUACCGUCCAUCUCUAGAACAAUGCAAAGGGCAGUGGAGUUGAAUAGUUAUAUUUAUAUACGACCAAAGUUGUUGAACAUUAUGAGGAACUUUACUCACAAAAAGGAGUUGCUUAGGCCUGCUAAGACUCGAUUUGCUACAUGUUUCAUCACAUUAUCAAGUAUUCACAAGCAAAAGAAUAACUUGAGAAAGAUGUUUACUUCAGAAGAAUGGAAUCGUAGUAAAUGGGCGAAAGAGGAAGCCGGUAAAAGAGUUGCUUCUUAUAUUUUGAUGCCUUCCUUUUGGAACAACAUUGUCUUUAGCCUUAAGGUUUCCGGUCCUCUUAUUCCGGUUUUGAGAUUAGUUGAUGGCGAGAGAAAGCCUCCCAUGGGAUACAUUUAUGCGGCUAUGGAUAAGGCUAAAGAAGCCAUUGCAAAAUCAUUUGGGGGAGUAGAAGAUAAAUACUCAGAUAUUUUUGAAAUAAUUGAUAAGAGGUGGAAUGUUCAACUUCAUCGCCCUUUGCAUGCAGCAGGUUAUUAUUUGAACCCAGAAUACUUUUAUUCAAAUUCGAAAAUUGAAGAAGAUGAAGAGAUUGCAAAGGGUUUGUAUGCAUGCAUUGCAAGGUUAGUCCUGGAUGUCAAAGACCAAGACAAAAUUACUGAGGAGCUGUCCUUAUAUUCUAAAGCUGAGGACCUCUUUGGUAAUCCCUUUGCUAUUAGACAGAGAAGUACACGAGGACCAGCUAAUUGGUGGGAAGCUUAUGGCAAGUCAACAAAACUUCUCCAAAAGUUUGCUAUAAAGGUUUUAAGCCUUACUUGUAGCUCUUCUGGUUGUGAACGAAAUUGGAGCGUGUUUGAGCAUCUUCAUAACAAGAAAAGAAAUAGGCUCGCUCAAACAACGUUGAAUGAUUUAGUGUUCAUCAAAUAUAAUAGAGCAUUGAGGCGUCGAUAUAAUAUGCGUGACACUCUUGAUCCCAUUUUACUCGAUGACAUUGAUGAGAGCAACGAGUGGUUGACGGGGAGGAUGGAUGAUUCUGAUGCAGAACAUGAUCUAGUCUAUGAAAAUGAUUCCUUGACAUGGGGUGAUGUUGCUAAUUUUGCUGGUAUUGGAGAGGCAAGCAGGCCGCAACGGUCUACUAGAUCAAAAUCUAGUUCUAGUUCACGGUUACCAACAAAGGGAGCAGGAAGUUCUUCAGUUCGACUUGUGGAUGAGGAUGAGGAUGAUUCAGAUGAGAUAGAAGAGGAUCCUGAGAAUUAUGAAUCAUUUAGUGACGAUCAAAAUGAUGUUAUACUUAUUGAUGACGAGGAUGAUAUUUAGAUUCAUUGGUGUUGUCUUCUUAGGAAGAAUGAUGUUUAUGUUUGUUUUAGUUUUAUCUUAUACUUCUCCUUA